This is a messenger RNA of Alternaria conjuncta, 891 nucleotides long. RefSeq lists its product as uncharacterized. The coding region runs from base 1 to 891 and encodes 296 amino acids. The transcript is spliced from 2 exons. The record is from RefSeq and is a predicted model, not a curated record. Lineage: Eukaryota; Fungi; Ascomycota; Dothideomycetes; Pleosporales; Pleosporaceae.
AUGAACAAGAAGAACCGCGACCGCUCAAACAGCAUCGAGGACGCAGAUUGCGAUAUCAAAAUCAACCACAACAACCCAGAACGACACCCCAAUCACGUCAGACAGCGAGGGAAUUCAAUAGAGAAUGACGACGAUUCCGACGAUGGCCGAUACCGACCAGAAGACAUCGAUAGUAUCUAUCUUGAAGACUACGAUACCUGCUUGUACGAUAGCAACGGCGACUGCUAUCGUUACGAAGCCGUUAUGCCAAGCUCUAAGACUACAGAUCCCGAUGCCUCUCUCGUACCCACAAAGACCCAGGGUGUUCUCUCGACCGAAACCGCAGCAGAAGUAAUUCAAGGAAAGCUGGAGAGUGAGAUCGAGACGCUUGACAUUCGUCAUUCGGCGUCAUGGAUCGAAGGGAAAGAACAAGCAAAAGGCAGCUGCAACAUAGUAUCGCUCCAGUCACCACCAUGGACUACAAAUCUCCCUGCGAAGAGACCGUGGCAUGAGUACGGUCUCACACCCGGAGGCUUCCCACGGCACGGCCGACUCUCGCCUUGGCUCUACCUUUGCGAUCACACCUGCGAUCUGAGCUUGUGCGACAUCACCUUCCGGUUACCCUAUACUUGUCCGCUCGGUUCAGGCUGUCGCUGGAGACACGAGAUUCUCUGGGACGAGCUGAGCUUCCUUAUCACCAGCGGUCGACUCACCCUCCGACGCGCUCGUAUUAUGAUCGCGAAUUGGCAGUCAUCUGCGUCGAUGUCUGAUGACUCUGACGCUUGGAACCGCAUGAACGCGAUAAUCGACCGUCUGCAGUACCUUGAGGCGCCAGCUAUACUUAGAUACACAUAUCCGUAUCUGUUCCCCGUCCGGGACUCUCACGCUCUCUUCGAGAGACUGAGCGACUGA